CCCAACAGUAGGAUGAUGGCCGACGCAGUCCAUAAUCAAAGUAGCAUCCAGCCGGCGGACAGCAACCAAAUGAGUACCGGCACCAGCCAGAAGCCCCAAGGGCCAGCGACGGAGGACCAGCUGAAGCAGUACCGCUACCAGCUGAAGAAGUACCUGCUGCUGCUGGCCACCCUGGUGGCGACGGUGACCUACGCGGCGGGGCUCAACCCGCCGGGGGGUUCCUGGAUGGAGGACACGUCGGGAGGUCAGGUGGCCGGUGACUCCAUCCUCCGGGAGACCAACUCCAAGCGCUACUUCGCCUUCUACGUCUUCAACGCCGUCUCAUUCGCCGCGUCGCUCUUGGUCAGCCUCCUGCUCCUCGUAAACAAGGAGGGCAGCCAGGGCAACCUGCUCCUCACGAUACGGACGGUGAUGGUGGUCGACCUGCUCGGACUCAUGGGGGCCUACGCCGUCGGGAGCAGCCACGACAAGUUCACCACCAUCUGCGCUUCCGUGCUGGUGUCCAUCGUCUUCGUCUACGUGACCGUCUUCAUCCUCACUUCCGUCGCCGGCAGCCUCCCAGGUCGAGGAGAGGCACCAUCGGCGGACAAUCUCGAGAAGCAUGAGAUCCUGAUGUUGCUAGCCAUCUUCGCGGCGACCAUCGCGUACGUGGCCGGGCUGAACCCGCCCGGCGGCUUCUGGCGGAGCACCCAGGAGGGCCACCACACCGCCGGUCACCCGGUGCUGCAGGCCCACCAUCCCAACCGCUACAGGGCUUUCUUCUUCUGCAACACCACCGCCUUCGUCGCGUCCCUGCUCGCCAUCAUUCUCAUCGUGGAGUACGAGAAGCACAACCUCAAGGGGAGAACAGGUGACGUUGCGCUGUAUGGACUCAUCAUCACAGCGCUCUUGGGCCUCGGGGGCGCCUACGCCGCCGGGAGCUGCAGGGACAGCAAGCACACCGCCUAUGUUCUCGGCCUAGGUGUCCCACUUGUUGCCUACAUUUUCAGCUGGAGACUACUUAGCACCUACCUCCCCUGCAUUGGUACAAUCGAGGAUGGAUGCCGAAGCGGUCGUGUGCCACUCAUAAGUUGGCUCGAGAAUUUCCUCUCAAAAAGAAAAAGUUGGCUCCCCAAGUGUAUAAAGGACGAAGACCUGGAGCAGCGUCGUGAAUUUAUUCAGUUGCUUGCCAUUCUUGCGGCUACCAUUACUUACCAAGCAGGAGUAGAUCCCCCUGGUGGCGUCUGGUCAGACAACGGGGAGGGUCACCAUGUCGGAGACCCAAUACUCCUCACAACGCACCCUGGGCGGUACAAGGUCUUCUUCUAUUUUAACUCGGCGGCUUUUGUGGCAUCCCUAGUCAUCAUGGUAAUGUUGCAGAGUGAACGUCUAGUCAGACGCCAUGCACUGGACGCAGCCAUUAUACUGGAUAUGUUUGGCCUCAUAGGCGCAUACGCUGCCGGAAGUUGCAGGGACACAAGCACCUCCAUUUACACGGUCGCCAUGGCUGGUGCUGUCCUUAUCUAUGUGGUGAUUCACAUUGUCUUCUUGACACUAGACCGCAAGGAUGUGAAGGAUGAAGAUAAGUUGAAGAAGAAUCGUGAGGUGUUGCUGCUUCUUGCAAUCUUGGCUGCGACACUCACCUACCAAGCCGGCUUGACCCCGCCGGGUGGCCUCUGGGAAAGUGACAAGUUUGGGCACCGCGCGGGCUUCCCGGUCCUCCAAGACAAAUACCCUCGCCGUUACAAGACAUUCUUCUACUGCAAUGCUGCAAGCUUCAUGGCAUCCGUGGCUCUCAUCGUCCUCCUUAUGAACCCAGAUCUGUAUAGGCCGGGCAUACGGUGCUAUGCACUCUUUGUCUGCAUGGUAGCGGGCAUGUUUGGCCUCAUGGGUGCCUACGCUGCUGGAAGCUCCCUGCAUCUAUUAACCUCCGUCAUUGUCUUUGUGUUGGUUGCUGCACUUUCUGUUAUUGUAGUCUCUAUGGCAAUCUUCCACUUAUCAAAACGUCAGCCGGAAGCUCCAUCACGCAGUGGCAAUGAUCAACAAGAUUGCUCUUCAACACCGGAAUCCAGCAAGUACCUGAUGCUGGUCGGAAUACUGGCUGCGAGCGUGACCUACCUGACGGGCCUAAAACCACCUGGUGGCCUGUGGAGGGACGACGGUAAUGGACACUCUGCUGGCAACCCGGUUCUCUACGACACCAACAAGCUGCGGUACAACGUUUUCUUCUACAGCAACUCCACUUCCUUCAUAGCUUCCAUCAUCGUCAUCGCCUGCUUGCUUCAUGGACUGAUGAUGAUGCGUAAGCUGAGCACAAUGCCUCCUUGGCCAAUGCACACAACCAUGUUGCUGAACAUGCUCGCCCUCCUGGGAGCCUACGCGGCAGGCAGUGCUCGGGAGUGGGGCACAUCAAGGAACGUCAUCCUGCUGCUCAUCCCCAUACUGGCCUUGGUUUGGCUUAUGUUCCGCUUCUUCAAGAAAGGAGAUCAGAAAGAAAACGAACCAGCUUAA
This is a messenger RNA of Phragmites australis (common reed), 2490 nucleotides long. RefSeq lists its product as uncharacterized. NCBI's taxonomy places the organism in Eukaryota, Viridiplantae, Streptophyta, Magnoliopsida, Poales, Poaceae. The record is from RefSeq and is a predicted model, not a curated record. The transcript is spliced from 2 exons. Bases 13 to 2490 code for a protein of 825 amino acids.